GCUGACGGUGCUGAGCCUCGGUGGUAACCGCCUCAACGAGGUGCCCGAGUCGGUUGGUCAGCUGGCCUGGCUGCAAGUCUUGGUGCUGAGCGACAACCAGCUCGAGUCGCUUCCAGCGGCUAUCGCCAACCUGAAGCACCUCAAAUCUCUGUUGCUGCACAAAAACCGGCUGCGAACUCUGCCGCCUGAGAUCGUCGCCCUCAAGUGCCUUACAGAGUUGAGCCUCCGCGACAAUCCACUUGUGGUGCGGUUUGUGAGCGACAUGACACACAACCCGCCAAGCCUGCUGGAGCUGGCCGCCCGAGUUACCAAGCAGCAUAACGUGCCCUACACGCCCGCCGACCUGCCUCACUCCAUCGUACGCUACCUGUCCAGCGCGCACCACUGUGUCAACCCGAAGUGCAAAGGUGUCUUCUUCGACAAUCGUGUAGAGCACAUCAAGUUCGUUGACUUUUGUGGAAAGUACCGCAUACCCUUACUGCAGUACCUGUGUUCAUCAAAGUGUGUAGCUGGUUUCAAUGCUUCAAGAAGAGGACUGGAUAGACCAGACCACCAGAUGAUGAAGAAAGUUCUUCUUGGAUAAUGUAUUAUAUUUUUAUAAACUAGGAAACUUAAAAUGUGAUAUAUGAUUUAAAAAGAAAACAUAGCAUUAAGAUAGAAAUUUCACACACAAAAAAGUUAUGAACAGUACUUGGGAGUGUAGGCCAAGGUGAAGGUCUAUUCAUAUCUAAAUCAUACAAACCUGAACAUAUAUUCAUUACAGUUUCAGCAGGGUUCAUGUACAAGUCUGAGCUAUCAUUAUUGGUCAUGGUGAGUGAACUAUAAAGUUCAAAUUAAAUUUGAUUUGUGAUAUCAAUUUGUUGACAAAACAAAAAGAAAAUGAAGAGCAGUGUAAUAAAUUAUACAAUGAGGUGAA
Molecule: messenger RNA, 916 nt
Organism: Frankliniella occidentalis (western flower thrips)
Lineage: Eukaryota; Metazoa; Arthropoda; Insecta; Thysanoptera; Thripidae
Product: leucine-rich repeat-containing protein 58
Molecular function (GO): protein binding
Source: RefSeq, a predicted model, not a curated record